AUGUCACGAGCUGCAAAGAUGACCCUUUUGGGCACCUCUGUGUUUGCUGCCAGUAUUGUGGUGUUUGUACACUACGCUCAGAAAGCCGAAAAAGCUGCCAUGCACGCUGGUGUAGUACGUGAUGUGGAACAGCAGAGGUUCAAGAAAGAACAGCGAGAACGCCUGGCCGACUUCGAGAUGCAAAAAGCAUUGGAGCAACAGUAUCGGAAGGUUCAGAACGUCUCAGACGGAGGUGGCUUCUCCGGUUUAAGGUCUAUGUGGGAAGGACGGGACCCAACGCUGCUGCUCUUCUUCACUAUUGUCUUGGCCUCGGAAGAUCUACAACUCUCAAUAUCGACGCGCUAUUGCAAUUGGCAAACCAACUCCACCACUAUGGAGAAGGUUUGCGAUCCGGUAUUCUGGUCUCAAGAGUUUCUUUUCCAUCUUCCAGCACCAAAGCAUGGCGAUGUCUGUUGGGGUGUACCGCAUAAAUUCUAUCCGAUGCCAGAUCAUGAUGCCGAGAUCGAAGCUUUGUGUCGCCAGAUGCCGUGCUUCUACCGCGUAGAGCGUUCUACAUUGUGGCCGCCGGCUCCGAAGAGCAUCAAAUCAUUCGGACAGUAUUUGGAGACGCGAGCUGAGCGAUCGCCUGUGCCGCCAAACGUCCUCGAGUACAAGGUGUUUGUUACAUUUUUCUGGGAUGGAAUGCUCACUGAGGCUCAUAAGCAAGCCAUCCUGACGGCUUUCGCACCCCAAACCAAUGACACGGCCGGUACCAACGAUGAACCCAGAGCGGGCGAAGAAGGCCAGUGGGAAGAUGCGAGCGAUGUUUCAAGCAACACAAUUUAA
Xylona heveae TC161 is the source of this 825-nucleotide messenger RNA. RefSeq lists its product as hypothetical. NCBI's taxonomy places the organism in Eukaryota, Fungi, Ascomycota, Xylonomycetes, Xylonales, Xylonaceae. Gene Ontology annotation, biological process: mitochondrial respiratory chain complex IV assembly. The transcript has 4 exons. The record is from RefSeq and is a predicted model, not a curated record. Gene Ontology annotation, cellular component: mitochondrion. The coding region runs from base 1 to 825 and encodes 274 amino acids.